CCAGCUGUCAUGAGAGCGAGAAGAUACACCCAAAUCCCCAACACACGACGCCUAAGCAUCGAUCUAAGUGUCGACAUGAUCUAGUCGUCCUCCAGUCCCAGACCCAGCCCCUUCAUCAGGUCCUGACGCGACGCCUGACCGCCCGUCAGAUUGCCGCCCUCAACAUUCAACUCAGACGACGAACCGAGGUCCUGUGUGUCGUGCGACAUGAGCGCACACCCAUGCAUGCAUAACACAAAGGCGUGUGUGUAUGUCUCCCCGGCUCACCUUGAGCACUCCGGCCUGUCGGUUGUCGAUCAGACGCCCGACGCCCUCGGUGCUGAGGAUCUCCUGCACGGACAGGGCAAGUGCGUGUGCACAACGUGACAAGGAAGAGCCGUGUGUGGGUGUGGCGCGCUGGCUGACCUUCAUGGUGUCUCGCUCUCUGACGUCUGGAGGCAACAUCGACUCGAGCAACGCAUCGCUUCUGCAUGAGCGACACACGGACAUAUACAAACAUGACAACCGACAGACACCUGCAGCGUGGAUGCCCACUUUGUUGUGUCUCCAGGUCUGCUCUUCGGUUUGUCGUCCUGUCCUCCUUCCCCGAGUGCCAGUUCUGUGGCCUUGCGCUGCAGCGCCAUGGCCGCCUUGCCCACACCGAUGUCCUCCAAAAGCGCAUCUGCAUGCACGCGUCAGUAAACCGGUGAAUGAGGCAGACCAGAAUGGUCUGUGUGUGUGUGUGUGUGUGACCGAUGUUUGAGUCGAGCUGGCCGGUGUCUGGUUUGCGGCCACUCAGGUCUCCCUGCCACUGCACGUCCUCGAGGUCACACCGCUGAAGCAAAUCCUGCACACACACACACACACACACAACCAUCGCGCCCACCGUGACCAUCGUGUCUUUCAUGUCUCUCUUGGCGACGGUCCGUCACCUGCAGGGAGGCCACGUCGACCUGCUGCAUGUCUUUCUUGACCAUAUCUUCUGGCUUGAGCUCGGCCGGCUGCACUGGGAGGAAAGGGGGAGGGGGCAGCCGGGGGCGCUUGCGCAGAAACGACCACACCGACCGCCUGGGAAAAGGGAUACGCACACACAUUUCAUUCAUGCGCUUUGUGUGCGUGUGCCAUGGUAUGUGCCAUGUCUCUACCUGACGAGCUGGCAUUGGUCCUCUGCGCAGUUGGGCGGGGGCGCGGUCAGGCUUAGGAGACUCAGCAGGGCCGUCAUGAAACGACCAUCUCUCAUAAAUGGCUCGAGCUUCGGCACACGGACGAGCUGCAGCGUCAGAGCCAAUGCGGGAUACGGCAGGUGACGCGCGAAGGGCAGCACCGCAGCAAGAAACGCCUCCACCUCUUCAUGCCACGGCAUCUUCACCUCCGGCAUCUUGUCGCUCCCACGGCUGGACGCCCGGCUCAGGCCGCUCUGCGGCGUCCCCAGCAUCACCUUCCGCUCCCUGGAAGCAGGCUGCUGCAGGAAAGCCGACACCAAAGCAGAGGAGGAGUCCUGGGCUUUGGGUGACGGGAGUCGGGUGAUGGGUGGUGCCACUGGUCCGAGGAGGGGGGCGUCCAGCUGCUGACGGCUGGCAGACUUGGCUUUGGGGCCGAGGGAGGGGCGCUUGGGUUUGUGAGGGGGAGGGGGGAGGGGCGGUGGAGGGAGGGUGCCUUGGGGGUCGGAGAGUGCGACGUAUGCCACGAAGAUGGUGACUGUGAGGAGGGAUGCGGCCUUUUGGCGGAUGAGGACGGGGAUGAUGUGGCUGAACGACUUGAACAUGCCCUUGGUCAGCAACACCUGCAGACAUGCACACACAGACCCAUUGAUCAAUCAAUGUGUGUUGUGUUGUGUGGAUGAGUGUGGCGUUCGUUCCACACACUUGUUUCAUGGAGGGUGAGUUGGACACCCACGUGGAGACAGUCAGCACAAUCACAUGCAGCACCUGCAACAUGACAGACAUGCACCCCUCUCCCAUGAGACAGACAUCUUUCACCCCCCGAUCUCUUCCCUCUUGUCUCACCGGCUGGUCGAACAGCCACUCCAGCGCACAGGCAGCAAUCCUCCCACGUUCACUCUCCCCCAGCCCGCCGUACACAUCUGCACUCUCACUCUCCUCACCACCGAACGCCACGCUCUUUCUCUUGGCCAACCCUCCCCCGAGCACCACACCCUUCCCACCCAUCCCGCCCCCCUGCACCUUCGACAGCUCAGCCGCUACCGCAAUCUCGUUGUACGCCGCCGGCCAGUGGUGUGCGAUGGAUAUGUGCGUCUUGAGGAGCAGGGCGACCAGGGGCGGCCGUGUGGUGUCGACCUCCAUGAUUUGGCACGACAGGCGGCAGAAGAGGCGGAAUGGUGCGGGGGCCACCAGCACCCGGAGGAAAGGGCUGCUGCGCUGGCAGGAGAGCAGGAAGACCUGCAGGACUCGGAUGGUCUCUGCCGCAGAGAUGGAGGCCCGCAUGGUCGUUGAGGCGGGUGUCGCGGCGCCGCUUCCACCCUCGGUUGCGUGUGCUGCUCUGGGUGAGAGGUGCUGUGUGCGGGGGCCGGUUCCGAGGGCGUGUGACAUGCUGACGGAGAGUGGGGUGCCGGUUGGGGGGCGACGGACGCCCCGCUGGGCGGGGCGGUACAUGACGACACGCUUGAGAAUGGCCUGAUGGAUGGAUGUACACACAUGAACGGAGAGAGGUGAGGAGAUGAGAUGGAUGGGUGGCUGCACACGCGCACCAGGACGAGCAGGCGGUCUGGGGGUAGGGGAAGGCUCUCGCGCCAGAGAGACCGCAGACACACCUGAGACAGACACAGAGGAGCAACGCAACGCGCUAAAGAGAUAGGGUCUCAUAUACCUUUAUCCGUACCGUACCCGUAGUGCGUGCGCCCAAUGUGUGGUCAACAUGAAACACCCAUGUCUGCACGAGACAACGUCACACACUAACACAGCUACACCUGCCCUGCCCUUCACUUUUUUCUCGCCACACCUUCUGAGAAAGGCCGAUGUCUUGUCCCCAAUGCGCGGCGACGUCACCAGGACGAAGCGCCGUUGCGUGGUGGUGGCAGCGUCUUCAUCCUCCUCGUCGCCCUCCGCCCCCCCGGUGGCCUUGCUGCCCGAGGCAGACCCACCAGAGACUUCACCAGAUGGCGCCUCGCUGCGGGGGCUGACAGCCUGACUCCUGGCAGCGCUUUGGCUGGUGUCCAGUCUGACCUUGGUCUUCUCGAGACGCGCCACGGCUUCAAGGGUGGCCUCUCUUGUUGGCAGGUCUUGUGCUGUGUCCUCCUGCUGACCCGCCUCUGGAAAAGGAGAAUGGACGAACGGUCGAUUGUGUUGUGUGUGUUGUGUGUGUUGUGUGUGUGUGUGUGCACCCACCGGUGACGGGAGUCUUGACGCCCCUGAAGGCUUCAGACUCGAUGUGCAUCGGCCGCAACGACUCGUCAUCCGCCGUGCUCUCAGGGAUCGGCACGGCGGGAGACCUCGGAGACGCCGUCUGGAAUGGUUGGAGGCCACCACACACACACACACACACACACGUCUCCUCACUUUCUCACACGGUGCUAUCGGCUCACCUUUCCGGUUGCCUGCAUCAUGCCCAGCUCAUUGGCUGUCUUGGUCAGCAUCUCGUCAAAGACGCGAUAGUCGGCAGUCGGGGAGUCUUUGGCCUGCGGCCGCCCCUUGCUGCUGUCCUUGCUGGCCUGCAGCUUGGUCUGAGGGGUUCCCUUGGGGGUCUUGGUGCGCAUCUCCUUCAUCUCUUUGGGGAUGGGGGGCUUGUCCAGCACCAACAGACACUGCAACCAACAAGUCCGUCCAUCCAUCCACACACGGUAGGUGAGACAUGGGAUACCUACCUGUGCGAGAUCUUUAAGUAGGUUGAUCAGCUUGAGUUCCAUCUCGAGUGUCAGCUCGGGCGACAAACCAACCCACACGCCGCCACCAGCAGCAGUCGGGGCAGGCUGCCCUCCCACUCCAAGCGAUGGGAUUGCUACCUGGGGCGGCGCACUUGAUGGCGCUGUAGGCAAAGGAUGGAUCGUCUCUAUGUCUGUCUCCAUUUGGCAUGGAUGCGUACCUCCUGGCGGCCCGUCGAGUGUGGCCCUGAACUCCAGCUCCUCCUCAGAUGACGCUGCGUCGCGAUCUGACAGACACACACAAAAAAGUGCUGGGGGUGUGAUGGCCAGUUAGUGUGUCUGUCUGUCUACCUGCGAGUCCUGCAGGUGGUCGUCUGGGGCUGCCUGUGUCUGCCGAUGCUGCCUGCUGCAUCUUCUUGUGUGCCACACGCGCCUGCGUCUUAAGCACUACAGGCACACACACGCACAUCACAUCAUCAGGGGAGAUGGGAUGAGCAUUUCUCUCCCCCUCACGUCUCAUCUGGUCGAGAGAUGUGACUUCGAAUGUUCCUGAGGGAUGGAGAGAGACAGACGGAAUUGCACACUCGCCGGAGUGAGUGUUGCUUCCUCACCUCCGUUGUGUCCCAGCCAGUCCAGAAGACGCUCAAAGGUCUGAGUGCGACACAAACAAACAGAGGUGUACAUGUGUCCACCCUCCAUAUGUUUGCCCUGCUCUGCCUUGGGUGGUGUCUUUGCCUGGCUGACCACGCAGAGCAAUGAGUCGAGGUCUUUAGGGAAUGCGUAUCUCGAUGGCGGUAUGUCUUGGUACAGGAAACACAGAAAGACAUACAGCAAGCUGCAGUAGGGCAGGUUGUCGUACUCGAGACGCAACCCCUGCGCACAGAGGCACACAGAGGCACGUGUGGUGUGCAUACCAUAUCUGCCGUGUGUCUGUCUGGUCAGGUCAGUCUAGCCUGCCUGCCUGCAAUGUGCGGAGGAAGGUCUCCAGCACUUGCUGCGCCAGGCUCUCCGGGUAUUGUGCCGCGAAACGGCGACACACACGGAGGAGAGAGGGCAGCAGAGCCGACUCCAUCAAUCCACGCUUCGUCGUCGCCACGCUGAGCAUAAGAGAUAGAUACCCCGAAUUUUCGUUCAGCUAUUGUUUGUGCGUAGAUGGAAGUGGUGACUGACUGACGUUUUGAGCACUUCCUUCAGUAUUGGCCUCGCUUGGAAGCUGGCCAGGGGCACCACCUCCAGCAGACAGCACUGGACGCACAGCAACAAACUGUCCUCAAGCAGAGAGAGACACGUGCCGUCUUCCACAAAUACCAACCAGGUCUGCUUGCAUGGGCUUGAUUUGGAAGUACUGGCGGAAGCACAUCUCCACCACGCUGCAUCCGCCCAGCGGAAAACACACACACGCGCACAUCGUUCAUGUGUGAAUGCAUUGAGUGUACGCACCCUCCUGCCUGCGACACACUGUCUUCGUUGAUGUAGACCGACAGGAAGCCCGCUGCCUGGAUGAAUCGAUGAGAGACAGGUACAUUCACACGCAGAGAGACAACUGUCGUCGCAACUGACCAUUGCGAUAGCGGCCCUGACGCACUCGAAGUCCUUGGCCAUGGCGGCUGUGGUGCAGAUGGCCGGCAGGGACACGUCAACCAGCGCAAGAAUGUCGCGCAAGUGCUGCAUGGUGCACAGAACAUCGCAGAAGUCACCAUGUCUCGCUGCGGUCGGGUUGAGGUGCUCACUUCCUGCAGCCUUGGUUCGCACGUGGCCACCCUCCUCCAAGCCCUGCACAGCUGACGGCAGGCCAAGGCACGCACCUGGGGAGGCGGCAGCUGGUUGGUCUCCACAGGGGCCUUCCAGAUGCCAAGACCAGACACCAUCGCGUGCAACACCCUGAGAUGGAAGAAUCCGAGGGCAUGGAUACUCGCCUCAGAAAAGGCAUCGGUGAAUGAAUGUGCUGGCUGGCUCACUUGUAGAAAUUGUCAACUAGCGCCAGCACAGGGUGCUGCGGCGCCUUGGUUGUCGGAGGGGUCUCUGCAAAUGAAAGAGGCAACCUGGAAUCGUGCCCUUGCUCGCGAGUGGCCCAGGUAUGUGUGUCUGUUCGCACCGUGGCAGACACUGAGGAGGUGCUGCGAUGCCAAGGCACUGACCAUGUUGAACAGCUGCACAUACUGAUCUGUAUGUGUUGGGUGCGGACAUAGACAGAUAGACAGAUGGAUAGGUUGAGAGAAGAGAUUGGAGGAAGACCAGUCAGUCAACUUACCAACAGUGGCCUCCCUCCUCUCCAUGAGUGUGGCCAGCACCUCAACAUUCGAUGGCUCAACAACCAUCGCCCUGACAUACAAAUGGCCAUCCAAACAACGCCCAGGUGUCUCGUGCAUCGAUCGCACCUUGCGAGUAUGUUGUUGGUGAGGAGGUUGGCCACCACGUGGCAAACGAUCGUCAGGGACGCGUUGCUCGCUCCCGUCUUCUCGGCCGCCAAAUGUCGCUGUUCACGAGGAGAGGCCAGCCGUCAGCCAGCUGGUGCUUCUGUGGUCGACUAGGCGAUUGAUUCGCUUACCAUGACAGCCGAGGUGCCUUCGAAGGGAUUUGUCCGCGAGAAGUUUGACGCAGGAUCAGAAUACACAUUGGCUGCAUUGCAUUGAUCGAUCAAAAUGCAAUAUGUCUCACGUUAGUUGCCAGACACACCUAGACAGCCCCCCUUCCGCUCUCCUCUCCUUCCCCACCUGUGUGUGUGAUUGUUUUAUCGUCUCGUGUGAGGACAGCCAGGAAGUUGAGCCAGUAGAUGAGCAAAUCCUCCAACACCUCACUCUCCUUGGUACCGCCGGUAGGCGCAAACAGACGACCUGAUGGUAAGACACGACCACACACAGAAAUGCCGGCAAUGCAUUCACAAGGCAGGCAGGCGGCGUGAGAGCUGACCGACUCCCCCCUUGUCUGAGAGGCAGCGGGCCAGCUCCCCCAGGUGAGAAAGACCGACAAGCACAAAGUUGAACCGCGUCCUGCAGACAGCAUGGUGACCAUGGGAAGGCAUUCGUCAGUGCAAAAGGCCUGCCUGUGCCAUACCACACUCCCCUCACCGCCCAUCCGCUUACCCAAGCUCCUCUCUGCUGGUUUGGUUGUCUUCGAAGGUGAUGAGUAUCUUGAGGAUGAGCAGCUGCCGCAGCCAUUCGCUGCCUAUGAGGAACUGCCGCGCCAGGAUGGGGAACAGCCCGACAUUCUGCGCGACGGCCCUGUCUUGAGGACUCUGCACGGCCUCCAGGACGCGUGUCAGACACCUGUCCAGCUCGUAGCCCUCACGCAGUGUCAGCUCCCGGAGGAGAUAGCGCAUCUGCUGCACCGCCUUCGCCAUUUCUCUUCCCCU
Molecule: messenger RNA, 7148 nt
Organism: Vitrella brassicaformis
Lineage: Eukaryota; Vitrellaceae
Source: the annotation of a GenBank genome assembly